AUGGGUUCGAUGGCGAAACCAAACCUGAAAGGUCGCCUCAACGGUAGCAACAUUAACCCCAAUGUUUUGGCUGCCAAGUAUGCCGUCCGUGGUGAACUAGCCGUCAAAGCGGAGGAAUACCGUGUAAGGCUGGAAAAUUCUGCGACCAACCAGGUUGCUCAGGAUGUCCUUCCAUUCGACAAGGUCAUCUUCGCCAAUAUCGGAAACCCCCAACAGUUGGACCAGAAACCCAUCACCUUUUUCCGCCAGGUCCUCAGCAUUCUCGAAUACCCCGCUUUGCUCGACAACGAGGAAGCAUUGAGAACAUCCUUUGGCUAUAAACAGGAUGUGAUUGAUAGGGCGAAGAAGCUUCUGAAGGCUGUCCAGAGCGUAGGCGCUUACAGCCAGAGCCAUGGCGUUCCUGCUGUUCGUGAGAGUGUAGCCAGAUUCAUCGAACGCCGUGACGGCUUCCCUGCAGACCCGGCCAGAAUUUAUCUCUCUGCGGGUGCAUCAUCUGGAGUCAACACAUUGCUCCAUGUUCUUUGCGCCGGCCCAAAAACGGGCGUUCUCGUUCCUAUCCCUCAAUACCCACUCUACACUGCUACCUUGUCGCUGCUGAACGCCCAGUGUGUGCCGUACUACCUUGACGAAAGCGACUCGUGGGGCACUGAUGUUGAAGCCAUCCGCGCAGCGCUUGCGAAGGCCCGUGAAGAUGGCAUUGAGGUUCGUGCGAUCGUGGUUAUCAACCCUGGAAAUCCCACGGGUGCUAGUCUAAGCCCCGAUGCAAUCAAGAGUGUGAUCGACGUCGCCGUCGAAUCUAAUCUCGUUAUCCUCGCGGAUGAAGUAUAUCAAACAAACGUCUUCAAGGGUGAGUUUACCUCUUUCAAAAAGCGUCUUCGGCAAUUACAACAAGUUGCGCCGGUCGAAUACGACCAUGUCGAACUGGCAUCGCUGCAUAGCAUUUCCAAGGGUGUGGUGGGCGAGUGUGGCCAUAGAGGUGGUUAUUUCGAGCUUGUCGGUUUUCACCCGGAUGUGGUGGAGAAUAUUUAUAAAUUUAUUAGUAUCAUGCUGUGUGCGCCGGUCACCGGUCAAUGUCUCCUGGAGAUGAUGGUCAACCCGCCUGUUGAAGGCGAUCCGAGCUACGAGCUGUAUCAGAAGGAAUGUAAUACCAUCCGGGAUGGGUUGUUUGAUCGUGCGCAGGCACUUUAUAAAGCUUUCCAGCAGAUGGAGGGGGUUGAAUGCCAGGAACCUGGGGGCGCUAUGUACCUCUUCCCAACCAUAAACUUGCCCCCCAAGGCCAUCGAAGCCGCCAAAGCUGCCAAUCGUGAGCCAGACGAGUUUUACGCCCUCCGCCUCCUGGACGCAACGGGUGUCUGUGUGGUCCCAGGAUCUGGCUUCGGUCAAAAGGAAGGCACUUUACAUUUCCGCACCACAUUCUUGGCACCGGGGACGGCGUGGGCGGAUAAAAUUGUCAAAUUCCAUAAGGAAUUUAUGAAUAAAUACAGCUGA
Messenger RNA from Histoplasma mississippiense, 1488 nucleotides. RefSeq lists its product as hypothetical. Gene Ontology annotation, molecular function: L-alanine:2-oxoglutarate transaminase activity; pyridoxal phosphate binding. The transcript has 2 exons. Gene Ontology annotation, biological process: biosynthetic process. NCBI's taxonomy places the organism in Eukaryota, Fungi, Ascomycota, Eurotiomycetes, Onygenales, Ajellomycetaceae. The record is from RefSeq and is a predicted model, not a curated record. Bases 1 to 1488 code for a protein of 495 amino acids.